UCUCCUCUGUAGUUUUCCGUUUUGUCCGGGAACUGGGUAGUCUUUCAUCAUCAAAAUGCUAGAUAGUUGUAGUUAAAGGCGUAAGGGACGAGCUGACCGUGCCCACUUCUGUGUCUUUCCUACUGGCAUCCACCCUGUGUAUCCUGCUAUUUGCAGGAAUGCAGAUGUACAAGGUCCAGCUGGCCUCCAAGGAAUGGAUGACCAUCCUCGGAGGUUUCCUGGGCUCCAAUCUCUUCAUCUUUGUCCUUACCGCCACAAGCAACUUUGAAAGUUGGCUUUUUGGGCGUGGCUUCCAGGCCAAGGUGUUCCCUGAGGUUCUGUUUGCUCUAGCUGUAGCCAUGUUUGCUUCAGGACUUGUACACCGAGUCUGUGUCACAACAUGUUUCAUCUUCUCCAUGGUGGCCCUUUACUACGUAAACAAGGUCUCAGCAUCCAAGUACGCACCAGUCGCCACUCCCAGCAACCCUGCCAAGGACACGAAGAAGAGGAAAUAAACCCGCCCUUAACUGUGGUCCCUCCAGACCUCCACACCCCCAUUGUACAGUCCAGUGGUCCAUGCUGCCUGAAUGGUUCUUAAGAAACUGGACCACUUGAUUUAACAUUGGGGGGUCUGGUCUGACAGAGACAUUACUGUAACACUAGUUACCCCUGCCUGUUGUCACAAAAAUAGACGAGUUGGAAUAUUGCUUUGAUAGUGUAACUUAAUACAAUAGGAGACUUUUUCUGCAAAAUCUAUGAGAAUCAAUCAAACACCCACACGUCCCAGAAUUCAAGAUACAUCCAAAAAUUUUAGAAAAGUUUUGCUGUUGAUAGUUAUCGUAAAGAAGUACUUUUGGCUAGCAUGGUAUGGUCAAAUUCUGGAAACUAAACCCUCUCAACUGGACACUCCAGUUGUGAGUUUAUUGAAAGAAAAAUCUUUAUUCCAUCUCAUCUACAUGACACCAAGGGACUUUUAAGCAAUCAGAAACCUAAACCUAGAAUCAUUUUACAGUUACCUUAGUAAGCCAGUCUGGAUAGAUUUUAUACCGAAGGCUCUCAGCCUGUAUGGUUCUCUCAAUGAAGAGCCCUAGUGCUAAAUUAGUGUUUUUAUGACAUAUCAUCAUCUGUGCUAGAUACCCACCUAGACAGAACAUGUACAUUUUGUAUAAAGAGUGGGUUGUCCCAAAAGUCUCUGUGGAUUAUGUACAUUUUGUGUUGGGAAACGAGUACACCUUCUUCUGUACUUGUUUCUCUUGGCUGGCUUUAUGGAAACAUUACUUCAACUCUAUCUAACUUCUGCAACAGUCAGUGUAAUCCUCAAGAAGGGGACUGCUGACUCUAUGGGGGCACACAUGUACACUUUUUUAUCACGUAAAUGUUAAUGUGAAGACAGAUGACUGUUCAGCCUAACUCAUUUGGUGUCCUAUCUACCUCGGCCUGCUUUUUGCUGAAUCCCAAAUUUGGGCUACCGAUAUUUGAGUUCAGUCUAACUAUAAGGAUGGUUGAUAGACAUCACACAAGUACUUAAAAUCUGUUCAAGAAUUCCAUUGCAUUAAGACUUAACAAAUUGCUAGGUAUUGAAGAGUUUAACUUUGGGCAGCAGUCCUUCAUGUUAUACACGAUUGACACUUUUUAUUUCUAAAUGAACACAUUCAUAUUUGUUAAAAGAGUAUGGAGGACUGCUGUCUGAAGGUCAUUGUUAUGUGUCUCAGGCCCCUUUUUGGUUACAUUGACUGAAAACACGGGGUGGGUCCCUAUGCUAAGUUAAGGAUACGUCUUAUGUCCCGUGGGUAUCGAUAUUUUUUGUAUGAUGAUUUGUCCUCUUUGUUUGUUGCUGUUUGUAACAUUCCAAUGUUUUGUUCAUUUUUUGUUUUGGUUUUUUUGGAUAACAAGAAAAGACACAAAAAAAGAAAAAGAAACAGUGUAAUCAAAAAAGUGAUUUUGCAAGCAAACAAGUGAAUAGAGAUGAUACUUGAUAAUUGCA
Molecule: messenger RNA, 1963 nt
Organism: Branchiostoma belcheri (Belcher's lancelet)
Lineage: Eukaryota; Metazoa; Chordata; Leptocardii; Amphioxiformes; Branchiostomatidae
Product: keratinocyte-associated protein 2-like
Exons: 6
Coding region: 159-494 (111 amino acids)
Source: RefSeq, a predicted model, not a curated record